This is a messenger RNA of Salvia splendens (bonfire salvia), 2364 nucleotides long. RefSeq lists its product as uncharacterized. The record is from RefSeq and is a predicted model, not a curated record. The transcript is spliced from 9 exons. Gene Ontology annotation, cellular component: membrane. Lineage: Eukaryota; Viridiplantae; Streptophyta; Magnoliopsida; Lamiales; Lamiaceae. Bases 640 to 2175 code for a protein of 511 amino acids.
UUCAAUUCAUUUCUCAAAAAACACUACAAAUUAUACCAUUUACAUUUUUUCACAUAUUUUUGUUAAUUACUCCAAGGCAAUCCAAACCUUGAUGCAUCACAACAUCUAAAAGAGAAAAAGAAGGAAAAGGGUUUUGCUUUACACACAAAGUAUUUUCUUGUGCAUGAACCUGUGUAAACGGCGACGUUUAAGAUCGACCUAAACCCGACGUCUAAGCAUCAAGAACUAGAAGCAUAAAGUUGGGAUUUUUAGCUUUUCUUGAAGUUGUUUUUCCUUGAAUCUUCUUCUUGUUUCUGUGCUUUAUGUAGGUGGAUGCAUGACCAAAAUAAAUAUACUUUACUUGCCCACCUAUUUUUGAAAAGCUAUGAGCCUCUCUCUCCCACUAAGAUAAAGAUUGAAUCUUUUUUGCCAAAUUGCAUUCUUUUCCCACCAUUUCUUUCACACUUCAAAACCACAUAUAUUUCCCCCACUCCCUUUUUUCCCUUAGCUACUCCUCUAGAUGAUUAGAUAAAUAUCACAAUCCCUUAUAGCUUGUUAUAGAUUGUGCUAACUAAUUGGUGGAGGAAGUGAUCUAAUCACAAGUUUUAGAUUAGGUACUAAUUAUUUCUCAUAAUCCCAACUUCAUUAAGGUUCAAGAAAAUGGCCUCUUUCGGCGGCGGCAAAUCCACAGCCAAAAUCCUAUUCAUCAUCACCAUUAACAUGGCUUUCCUAUUCUUGUCAAGCACCUCACAAUCAGAUUCGAGUAGUUACUUGGAUGAUACGGUGAGAGUAGACCCUUUGGAUGGUUUCAAGAAAUACAGAGGAGGCUACGAUAUAACGGACAAAAACUAUUGGAGCUCGACCGCAUUCACAGGCAUAUAUGGAUACAGCAUUGCAGUUGUAUGGCUUCUAUGUGGUGUUGCAUAUGGAGGAUUUCUUGUUGUAAGAAGCUGUUGUUUCAAAGGGAGAACACUCAAGAAAAAGAGAGCACUUUGUCACAAAAAUUGCUAUGUCCUACCUAUCCUCUUAUCAAUUGUUUUUACCCUUCUUGCCAUACUGGGGAUUGGACUAGUUCUUGGAGGGAAUGCCAAGUUCCAUUCGAGGGCGAAGACCGUGAUAGACAUCAUAAUCGACACAGCGGAUGAUGCCUCGGACACAAUAUACAACACGACCGGGGCCAUGAGGGAGAUGAGCGUAACCUUAGAAUCUGUCAAUGCGGAUCCUGAGACGACGCGCUUCCUCACCUCAACGUCCCAGAGGCUUGAUGUCCAGGCCGAUGAUAUUGCUAGACAAGCCUCAAAGAACCGGCGCCUCAUCGAAAACGGCCUCAAGAUUGUUUAUAUAAUAACUACUGUCACAAUUUCUCUGACUUUGGUAGCUGUGAUUUCUCUUCUAGCAUCAGGCAUCCUGAAAUUUCAGAAGAUUGUUCAAAUGAUAAUUGCAAUAUGCUGGAUAUUGACUGUCCUAAGCUGGUUGUUCUUUGGUAUCUAUUUCUUCCUAGAAAACUUCUCCGAAGACACGUGUACCUCGCUCGAAAGCUUCCAGAAGGAUCCAUAUAACAACAGCCUGAGCUCCAUCCUACCCUGUGACGAGCUGCUCUCUGCAAAAUCGGUCUUGGAUGAUGUGAGCGCAGGAAUCUACGACUUGGUGAACGAGGUGAACAACAACAUAUCGACAUCGUUUGGCAACAUCGUGCAGAUCUGCAACCCUUUUUCUCCGCCACCUCUGCACGAAUACCAGCCGUGGAGCUGUCCCUCUGGAUCCAUCCAAAUAGGCGACAUCCCCCGGGUGCUGCGGAUGCUGGUAUGUCCCGAAUCGGAGGGGCAGACGUGCAACGGAGGGAUCCUGGUACCUGCAGCCGAGUACAACACCAUUGAAGCCUACACCUCCUCGAUACAGAAGCUUCUAGACGUCUACCCCGGCAUGGAAGCACUGGUCGAGUGCCAAACGGUGGAGGAUGCCUUCGCUGAGAUACUCGGAAAAGAGUGUGGGCCCCUCAAGAGGCAUGCUAAAAUGGUGUGGGCUUCGCUGCUCUUCCUCUCGUUAACCAUGGUUGCGUUAGUCCUCGUUUCGGUUGUCGGAGCACACCAUCGACGGACACAACAUUCUUUCAGUGCUUCUGUGAAACCAGUCUCAGUUUUUAUCACACCUGAUGUGCUGGAAUCUGGAGCACCUAAGACAGCAGACAGAAUAUAGAAGACGGUAUCGGUUUUUAGACAGGUAGACACAUUAUACGGAGAAUCAGCUUAGUUUAGGUGAUUCAAUACAAUACACGGCGUAGAACUAUACCAAUACAAUAUAGAGCCAACGGGGGCAAACCCCUGGCCUUCUUUUGUAUUACAAAUCGCUUAAGCCAAAAAAAUAAUACGUAUUUUUUCCGAGCAA